CAGAGGCAGAAGGAAGGGGCUGGUGCAGGCACUGCUGCUGAGAGAUCAAGAGACAGGGGGUGCCCUUGACAACCAGCAUGCAGAGAUGUCAGAAGAGGCAGAAGUGGAUGUGAGAGACAGAGAGACACAGAGACACAGAGAGCGAAAGAGGGCAAGAGACUUGACUUUAAGAGACUCCUGCACUGACAACUCCAUGCAGUUCGGAACAAGAACGGCAACAACUGAAUCUGGUUUCAUGGGGACAUGGCAGAACGCUGACACUAACCUCUUAUUCAGAAUGUCCCAACAGGCCAUCCGCUGUACACUGGUAAAUUGCACAUGUGAAUGUUUCCAGCCAGGGAAGAUUAACCUGAGAACCUGUGAUCAUUGUAAACAUGGCUGGGUGGCACAUGCUUUGGACAAGCUUAGCACUCAGCAUCUAUACCACCCUACCCAAGUGGAAAUUGUGCAGUCCAACGUAGUGUUUGACAUCAGCAGCCUGAUGCUCUAUGGUACCCAGGCUGUGCCUGUGAGACUGAAGAUACUGCUGGACCGACUCUUCAGUGUAUUGAAGCAGGAAGAGGUGCUGCACAUCCUGCAUGGCUUAGGCUGGACGCUUCGGGACUAUGUGCGGGGCUACAUCCUUCAGGAUGCUGCAGGCAAGGUGCUGGACCGCUGGGCCAUCAUGUCCAGGGAAGAAGAGAUUAUUACCCUUCAGCAGUUUCUGAGAUUUGGAGAAACCAAAUCCAUCGUGGAGCUGAUGGCAAUUCAAGAAAAGGAAGGGCAGGCUGUGGCUGUGCCAUCUUCAAAGACAGAUUCAGAUAUAAGGACUUUUAUUGAAAGCAAUAAUCGCACUAGGAGCCCAAGUCUCCUUGCUCACCUGGAGAACAGCAACCCUUCCAGCAUUCAUCACUUUGAAAACAUCCCUAACAGCCUUGCAUUUCUGCUUCCAUUCCAGUACAUAAAUCCUGUCUCUGCUCCAUUGCUGGGGCUGCCUCCAAAUGGCCUCCUGCUGGAACAGCCGGCUCUGAGGCUGCGUGAACCAAGCCUUUCUACCCAAAAUGAAUAUAAUGAAAGCAGUGAAUCUGAAGUUUCCCCCACUCCUUUCAAGAAUGAGCAGACAUCCAGCAGAAAUGCUUUGACCAGCAUCACAAAUGUGGAACCCAAAACUGAGCCAGCCUGUGCGUCUCCUGUUCAAACAUCUACACCCAUCAAUGAUUUGUCCAAAACUGAGCACACGAAAAGCUCAUUCAGGAUUCACAGAAUCAGAAGAAUGGGAUCAGCGUCAAGAAAAGGGAGAGUGUUCUGCAAUGCAUGUGGUAAAACUUUCUAUGACAAAGGUACUCUCAAAAUCCACUACAAUGCAGUUCAUCUGAAAAUCAAACACCGGUGCACGAUUGAAGGCUGCAACAUGGUCUUCAGCUCUCUUAGAAGUCGCAAUCGUCACAGUGCUAACCCUAACCCCCGCCUUCAUAUGCCUAUGCUAAGGAACAACCGAGACAAAGAUCUAAUCCGUGCUACAUCAGGAGCUGCCACCCCUGUCAUAGCAAGUACAAAAUCCAGUCUUACCUUAACAAGCCCUGGUCGGCCUCCAAUGGGUUUUACUACUCCCCCUCUAGACCCUGUACUACAGAACCCUCUUUCUAGCCAGCUGGUUUUUCCAGCUUUAAAGACUGUCCAGCCUGUUCCUCCUUUUUACAGAAGUUUACUUACUCCUGGAGAGAUGGUGAGCCCUCCAACCUCAUUACCCACCAGUCCCAUCAUACCAACAGGUGGUUCAGUGGAGCAGCAUCCUCCUCUUCCUUCAGAGUCAUCGUUACCUGCGAUGGUGAUGCCUACCCAUGAGCCUAAUGCUGACCUUGCCCCUAAGAAGAAACCAAGGAAGUCAAGCAUGCCAGUUAAAAUAGAAAAGGAAGUUAUUGAUACUGCUGAUGAGUUUGAUGAUGAAGAUGAUGAGGCUAAUGACAACAGCACAAUGGCUAAUGAUAUUGGUCAUGACAAUCACUGCCAUUCGCAGGAGGAAAUGAGCCCAGGAUUGUCUGUGAAAGACUUUUCUAAAAAUGGUAGAAGCAGAUGCAUUUCUAGGACAGAGAUAAGAAGGGCAGACAGCAUGACCUCAGAAGACCAAGAGCACGAGAGAGACUAUGAAAAUGAGUCAGAAACCUCAGAGCCAAAAUUGUGCGAGGAAUCCAUGGAAGGUGAUGAACACAUCCAUGAAUCUAAUGAACAGUCUAUGAUGAACAGUGAGAUGGCAGAUGAAAAUCACAAUGAAUCUUCUCACCGGGAUGUUAUUAAGGUGAAGGAAGAGUUUACAGAUCCUACCUAUGAUAUGUUUUACAUGAGCCAAUAUGGACUGUAUAAUGGGGGCAGUGCCAGUAUGGCUGCCCUUCAUGAAAGUUUCAGUUCAACAUUCAACUACAACAGUCCUCAAAAGUUCUCCCCAGAAGGGGACCUGUGUUCCAGCCCAGAUCCCAAGAUCUGCUAUGUCUGCAAGAAGAGUUUCAAAAGCUCCUAUAGUGUGAAGCUUCACUACAGGAAUGUUCAUUUAAAAGAGAUGCAUGUCUGCACAGUGGCUGGCUGUAACGCUGCCUUCCCAUCACGGAGAAGCAGAGACAGGCACAGUGCUAACAUAAACCUGCACCGUAAACUGUUGACCAAAGAACUGGAUGACAUGGGACUGGACACCUCGCAGCCCUCUCUUAGUAAGGACCUCCGUGAUGAAUUUUUGGUGAAGAUCUAUGGCACCCAGCAUCAAAUGGGGCUUGACAUAAGGGAAGACACCUCCUCACCAGCUGGUACUGAGGAUUCCCACAUGAAUGGAUAUGGAAGGGGCAUGUCUGAAGACUACAUGGUCCUAGACUUGAGCACCACCUCCAGCAUCCAGUCUAGCAGCAGUAUCCAUUCCUCAAGAGAAUCUGAUGCAGGCAGCGAUGAGGGGAUUCUCCUGGAUGACGUUGAUGGGGCGAGUGACAGUGGGGAAUCUGCACACAAAAUGGACACCCCUGCCAUAGGUGUAGGUAUGGGUUCCGACCUUCAAGGAUCCCUCAUGUUCAACAAUGUUCCAGUGAGCAACGGUGGGAUAAUGUGUAACAUUUGCCACAAAAUGUACAGCAACAAGGGGACCCUCAGGGUGCACUAUAAAACGGUGCACUUGCGAGAAAUGCACAAGUGCAAAGUCCCUGGGUGCAACAUGAUGUUUUCCUCUGUCCGCAGCCGAAAUCGGCACAGUCAGAACCCUAACCUACAUAAAAACAUUCCCUUCACUUCAGUAGAUUAGUUUAAAGAUGGACACGC
Gopherus flavomarginatus (Mexican gopher tortoise) is the source of this 3273-nucleotide messenger RNA. It is a transcript of the gene BNC2, whose product is annotated as basonuclin 2. Lineage: Eukaryota; Metazoa; Chordata; Testudines; Testudinidae. Gene Ontology annotation, cellular component: nucleus. The transcript is spliced from 6 exons. Gene Ontology annotation, biological process: regulation of DNA-templated transcription. The record is from RefSeq and is a predicted model, not a curated record. The coding region runs from base 86 to 3256 and encodes 1056 amino acids.